Messenger RNA from Lycium ferocissimum, 1284 nucleotides. Its product is annotated as NAC domain-containing protein 43-like. NCBI's taxonomy places the organism in Eukaryota, Viridiplantae, Streptophyta, Magnoliopsida, Solanales, Solanaceae. Gene Ontology annotation, molecular function: DNA binding. The record is from RefSeq and is a predicted model, not a curated record. Gene Ontology annotation, biological process: regulation of DNA-templated transcription. The transcript has 3 exons. The coding region runs from base 137 to 1123 and encodes 328 amino acids.
UCUUGACUUAUUUAAGUUCCUCUCUAUAUAUCUGUCUUUCUCUGUCUCUCCACACUUAAAUAUAUUUUAUUCAUGUAUCACUUCUACUCUGCUAUCAUAUAGUAAGAGUAGGACUGAAAAAUAUAGACAUAUUUCUAUGCCAGACGACAUGAGUAUUUCAGUAAAUGGACAAUCUCAAGUACCACCUGGAUUCAGAUUCCAUCCAACAGAAGAGGAGCUAUUGCACUAUUACUUGAAGAAGAAAGUUGCAAAUGAGAAGAUUGAUUUGGAUGUUAUCCAAGAAGUUGAUCUCAAUAAGCUUGAGCCUUGGGAUAUUCAAGAGAUAUGUAAAAUUGGAUCAACUCCACAAAAUGAUUGGUAUUUCUUCAGUCAUAAGGAUAAAAAGUAUCCCACAGGUACAAGGACAAAUAGAGCAACAGCUGCUGGAUUUUGGAAAGCAACUGGGCGUGACAAAGUCAUAUAUUCUAAUUCUCGAAGGAUUGGUAUGAGGAAAACCCUAGUUUUCUACAAAGGCAGAGCUCCUCAUGGUCAAAAAUCUGAUUGGAUCAUGCAUGAGUAUAGAUUGGAUGAUCACAUCAAUGAUAUUCACUCGUGUACUAUUGUUUACAAUGUUGCAAUGGGAGAGUCAUCACAACAAGAAGAGGGUUGGGUUGUUUGUCGCAUAUUCAAGAAGAAAAAUCACUUCAAAUCCCUCGAGACGAUCAGUCCUGCUGCAAGCCAGUCAAUUUCGGAUACCAGAAUAAAUCAGAGACUCUAUCCUAAUGAUGAAGGGGCCUUAGAACAACUAUUCCAAUACAUGAGAUCAAACACAUGCAAAGAAGAAAAUUACCACGCCAAUUACGACAUUAAUUUCCAUGACAAAUUCAUGCAACUUCCAAGCCUGGAUAGCCCUAAAUCCUCAAGUGAAGAUCCAAAGUCUAUAAAUUGUGAAGGGGGUUUGAGUAAUUGGGUUACUGUUGAUCGUCUUGUAGCUUCACACCUUAAUGGCCAAACAAGUAACGAUUAUAAUCAUGAUUAUGAGCACCAAUACAAUAGCAAUGUUGUGGAAGCUGGCAGUACUAAUCAUGAUUAUCAAGAAGAGUGUGAUCUUUGGAGUUUUUCACGAGGAUCAACUAAUGACUAGAUAUGCCACGUGUCUAAUGGAAUGAUCUGAGGAAGACAACAAUAUACUUAAUAAUCAUGUCUUGUAUUAAAGUCAAAGUGUUUAAUCAUGAACUACAUAUGUUUUUGAUUUAAUCAUGUAAAUAAUACUCUUUUACAUAAUUAAAGUUUGGUCUAUCUAAA